This is a messenger RNA of Racocetra persica, 233 nucleotides long. Lineage: Eukaryota; Fungi; Glomeromycota; Glomeromycetes; Diversisporales; Gigasporaceae. The record is from the annotation of a GenBank genome assembly.
AUGACCCAAUCUGAGCUUUCAGAAAAUUUGGACAGCUCCGCUCUUUUUCAGCCAAAGGCUGAAAAAGAUAAAAUGAAAGGACAAGUAAUUCGUUACUCUGGUAAAAAUUACUUGAUGGGUAUUCCAACCUAUAACAAUUUAGUCACAGAAAACAAUGAAGGAUUAAUGGCAAUUCUUGAAGAUGCUUUAUCUAAGCAUCAAGAUAUUCUAUUUAUGGCCAUUGAUGUGAAAGA